Pistacia vera is the source of this 1306-nucleotide messenger RNA. RefSeq names its product E3 ubiquitin-protein ligase RHF2A-like. NCBI's taxonomy places the organism in Eukaryota, Viridiplantae, Streptophyta, Magnoliopsida, Sapindales, Anacardiaceae. Bases 155 to 1306 code for a protein of 383 amino acids. Gene Ontology annotation, molecular function: ubiquitin-protein transferase activity. The record is from RefSeq and is a predicted model, not a curated record. The transcript is spliced from 9 exons.
UCGCAAUUCCAACGACUAGAAGACUCAGCUUAGUCUUUUCUCUCUCUUCUUCUCAAAAGUCAUCACCAUUUACUCCCAACUCAAAAUUCUACCCUGUCUAAAAUCUAGGGUUUCUCAAUCCAUCUCAAUACUCCUACAUCUUUCAUUCACAGUGAUGGAUGAGAGCACGCAGUCUGAGGCUCAUUUGACGUCGGCUGCAGCUUUUGUUGAAGGGGGAAUCCAAGAGGCUUGUGAUGAUGCUUGCAGCAUUUGUCUGGAAGCUUUUUCUGAGAGUGAACCUUCAACGGUGACUAGUUGCAAGCAUGAGUUCCAUCUUCAGUGCAUUCUUGAAUGGUGUCAGAGAAGUUCCCAGUGCCCCAUGUGUUGGCAACCUAUCAGCCUGAAGGAUCCUACCAGCCAGGAAUUGCUUGAGGCUGUAGAGCAGGAGAGAAGCUUUAGUUUUAAUACGUCUAGAAAUGCUACCAUAUUUCAUCAUCCAACUCUGGGAGAUUUUGAGUUGCAGCAUUUGCCAGUGGGUGCAAAUGAUGCCGAACUUGAAGAGCGUAUAAUCCAGCACUUAGCUGCAGCUGCUGCAAUGGGGCGAGCACGCCACAUUGCUAGAAGGGAAGGCCAUAGGAAUAGAUCAUCAGCUCAUGGUCGUCCACAGUUCUUAGUGUUUUCAGCUCAUCCUAAUUCAGCUCCGGCCGGUUCUGUCUCUUCAUCUCCUAUUCAGAGAGAAGAAGGUGAACCAGCUCCUACAGCUACUCCCUCAUCUCCUCCGACUGUGGCUGAAGAUUCUUCACAAUCAAACGUACAACUGCUUUCAGUUCAAGGUGACCAUGGUUCAGCUUCACCAUCUGGGUCAAAUGCUCCUUCUCCCAAUCAGCAUGGCAAUACCUUAAAUAAUAGGGGUGCCCUCAAGAGAUGCUCCCAGGACUUGGGUUGCUCCCAAGAGCUCGAGAAGGGGAGAGGGAGCGACCACAACUACCCAAGAGGGAGUAGGCAAGCAACGGGUCGAAGGAGCGCCUGCCUCCACAAGGAGAGACCCGUCCGUGCUGGAUUCAUUAGGGCAACUACCAGACCAUUUACAAUCGAAGAUGGAUAUGGACUCUGCCAGCAAACUUCAAGAACUAAAGAAGAAAAUGUCAAGCAAGAUCUCGGAACUUUAGAUGCAAAGGCAAAAGCUGUCCAAGUUCAGCCGAGAUAUCCGAAAUUGGAUAUCUCUGACCUCACUGAUGAUUACCAAGCGGUUCUUGUUUCUAUGCUCAAGGCUGAAGAGGUUGAACAACAAGAGGAACAAGAACCUCUCUGGAGGAUGAUCAGCUAG